Chlamydomonas reinhardtii is the source of this 2773-nucleotide messenger RNA. RefSeq lists its product as uncharacterized. Bases 106 to 1890 code for a protein of 594 amino acids. The transcript is spliced from 10 exons. The record is from RefSeq and is a predicted model, not a curated record. Gene Ontology annotation, biological process: methylation. Gene Ontology annotation, molecular function: methyltransferase activity. Lineage: Eukaryota; Viridiplantae; Chlorophyta; Chlorophyceae; Chlamydomonadales; Chlamydomonadaceae.
CUCCAACGCCUGUUCAUUGGAGCCGGCAGCGCGGCGGGCGUUGAGCGCCACUAUACCAGUGCACGCGCGCACGCACACGGCUGACGGCAGCAGCAGGGGAUGGCUAUGAAAGCGGUGGGAGGGGCAAGCGUCGUUCGGGAGGGCAGCAGCAGCCCUCACCCACACCUCGCCGCCAAGCCGCCUACCCAUCCGCCAGCACCGGCCGAGGGGGAGGAAUGGGCCGGCGGCGGCGAUGACGCCGGCGCGGUCAGCUGCGGAUGUGGCGGCGGCGGCGGCGGCGGUGGCGGCCUGACGCGCCCCUGGCGCCGCGGCAGUAGCAGUGGCAGUAGCAGCCAGGCGGCGGCGGCGGAUGGCCGCGGCGCUGGCAGUCGCGGCAGUAGCAGCCGCGGCAGUAGCAGCGGCGGCAGUAGCAGCAACGGCGGCAGUAGCGGCAGCGGCGAAGGGGAGGGUGAGGGCGAAGUGGAAGGGCCGCCGCCUCCGGUGCUGCACCGCCUGCGCCGGCGGCUGUCCAAUGUGCAGCAGCUGUGGAUCUACCCGUUCACGCACUACAAGCCCACCAACCAGGUCAUGCUGUGCUACCGCACGCUGUUCCAGGACCUGGGUAGUCGCGGCGCCAACACCGACCACUUGGCGGCGGCCUUCAGGGACGACCUCAUGCCGCUCAGGGGCUGGGUCCACAGGAACCUGCCCGCCCUGCUGCACAUCAACAAGGCGGUCAUCGCCGGGCCUGUGUUCGGCUGCCCGGGCGUGAUGCGCUACCUAGACGCACGCACUCGCUGGCUGGACGGCGUGGUGGCGGCGGCGCUGCGGGGGGGCUGCCAGCAGGUGGUGGUGGUGGCGGCCGGGUACGACACACGUGCCUACCGCUUCGGCGGCACCGCUGCAGCCGGCGGCGGAGCCAAUGGCGGCGGGGCCAAUGGCGGCGGCGGCGGCGCUGUGCGGUGGUUUGAGGUGGACCUGCCGUCCGCCUCCGCCAGCAAGAGGGCGCUGGUGGAGCGAACCCUGCCGGCGGACCUGUACCCCCGCCCCACCUACAUCGCCGCGGACCUGAGCCAGGUGUCACUGGCGGAGGCCCUGCUCGGCACCGGCGGUAGCAGCAGCACCGGCAACAGCAUAGCCGCCACCGCCGGUGCUUCCGCUGCCGCUUCGACUCGACAGACUGGCGGCAGAGAUGGCGGCGUUAGUUGCGGCGGCGGCUGCGGCGGCUGUGGCAGUGGCGGCGUUGGUAACGGUGGUAGCCACAUUCACGUAAAGGCCGGCCCGCCGGCUCCUCCCCCCAACAAAACCAAUAGCAGCAACCGCCAGGACCAGCACCAGCCCGCCACCACCACGGCCACCGCCACCACCACCAGCACCACCACCACCCACGGACCUCCUCGCCCCGCACAGCAGCAGGCGUCCCAGCACGCCCCGCCGCAGCAGCAGGCCGCGCAGCACACGCAGCAGGCGCAGCACGCCGCCUUCGACCCUGCCCUCCGCACGCUGUUCACGGUGGAGGGCCUGCUGUACUACCUGCCGCCGCCCGCCGUGCGGCGCCUGCUGGGCAGCAUCAGAGAGGUGGCGGCGCCGGGCAGCCUGGUGGCGUUCGACUACCUGGAGCAGGACGUGUUCGCGGGGCGGCGGUUCGCGGCGGGCUACGAGACCCUGAGGCUGACGGUGGCGAACAAGGGCGAGCCCAAGCGCAGCGGCCUAGACCCCGAGCAGUUGCCGGCCUACCUGGGCGCUCUGGGCUGGCGCCUCACCUACGCGCCCACGCCUCGCCAGGUGGCGGAGGAGCUCUACCCGCACCGCCGCUGGCGUGACCUCAACCCGGUCAUUCCGCCCUUCUACCGCUACGCAGUGGCGGAGGCGCAGGCGGCAGAGGCGGGGCGAGGUGCGAAGGCGGAGUAGGGCGUGACGGAGGCGGCGAAGGCGGUGGCGGAUGUUGAGGCGGGGCAGCGGCGGAAGGGGGAGUGUGGCAAUGGGAAGGGCGAUGCGGCGGCAGCGGAGUCAGCGCCGCGGUAGGGCCGGUGGCGGAGUUGGGUGGGCGCAGGUGGGUGGGAUUUUGUAUGCCUGCGCCUAGUGAAUGGGGUGGUCUGGUUGCGUUGGCGGGGCGGGCGCGGGGUUGGGGCUGAAGGCAGAGUCCUGCAGUGUGGAGAGAGGUGCAGGACGUUUUGGGAGAGGAGGAGGCAAUUCCCAAUUAUCAACUCUUUUAGUUAAAUGCAGGUUGGGGUGGGCAACGGGGGAGAGAGCCACUGGGAAGAGCGGUGAAAGCUGCUUGGGUAGUGAUGUUGUGGGGAUUGUAGCUCGCAAAAUUGCGUAGCACCUGAAGAAUGCGAUGGGCCCAGCGCGGGCACGGCAGACUCGUGAACACGCAGCACGUACCUGUACGGCAGGAGCGCAGCACGUACGGCAGGAAUGCGGCACGACUGGGCGGAACACGGCACGGUAGUCGUGAAUGACCGGCUGGCCUGGAGCCGAGUAUAAAUAUUCCCUUCAGGGAAACGGGUUACCGUAUGCGAUAUCUAUUGAGUUGUUUAGAUGGAUAGAGGGUAGUGCUAGCACGCAUAGUGCUGACAAGGGGCGCAAGUGCGGAGGUUUGUGAGCGUGUGUGGCCGAAUCGGGUUGCAGUUGCCAGUUGUCAGUUGUGAGGGGCGGACGACGUCAGGCCAGCACGAGCAAGUAGGACCUCUGUAGCUAGCAGAGUAGCACACAGACCGUCGCCUUGAAGCAAUUACGGCAGCUAGGUUGCUUGCCACUGUUGCCAGUACUGUGGCACUGAUUGCCGAGUGUU